AUGGGUCAAUUUCAUAGUAACAGUAGUAAUAAUGGCCAUAAAAAUAAACCAAAUAAUAAUAUGUUUGGUAGAAAUUAUUCAAUUAAUAAUAGUAUUAAUAAUUCAGAUAGAAUUGCAUUAGGAUUAGAAAGAAAGAAUUUUACAUAUAUCGAGAGUUUUUCAUUACAGAGUACUUUCGAGACUUUAUGUAAAAUUGAUGAGAAUGGAGUUGGAUACAUUAAUGAAGAAUCUUUUAUGAGUUAUAUAGGAUUUCCUGAAUCAAUUGGAAUUGGUCCAAUUAUUUAUCGUUCAUUUACUUAUCUGGCUAGUUAUCCUACUUGCAUACAUGAUAAUAGAAGAUUACUUAAUUAUAACGGACUUUUGAUAGCUAUUUCCGUUUAUUGUAACAAAAUUAAAGAAGUAAUUAAUGAAGAUCGAAUAAAACUUCUUUUUGACUCCUUUACUACCUCUACUCAUCAAGUAAAAGAAAAAGAACCUCCAAACGCGUCAUCUUCUUUAAAAUUCGAUCCGGACAAUGAUGAAGAUUUCUUAAAACUUAUGACUCAAGCUGAAAAUGAAUCAAAAAAAAAUGUUUCCAAAGUUACGUGUCAAGAUAUGUUAUCAAUACUUACCGGACUUAUUUGGUUAAUGACUAGUGAAAUGAUAAUUUUUUCAAAUUUGAAACCUGAACGAUUAACUUUAAUCAUGAAAGAAUUGACAUCACCCAAACAUAUUAAUAAAGUUUAUAAAAUUGCUAGUAAAAUAGUUGAAUCAAUGGCACGUUGUGAUUCGAAUUCAAGAAAGCUUAAUUCAGAAGAAAUAUUAAAAGAAUCAAUUAGUUGGCCAAUAUUUAAAGAAUUUGUAAAACGAAAUACACCAAAUAUAUUUCGAGGAUUUUCAACAUUUUUCUAUACACAAUUUUGUAUUGGACAAACACUUUCGGCGCAACGUAGUGAUACGUUAUUCCUUGGAACUAAUUUAAGUUAUUUACCAACAUUAGAUAAUCCUUCAGAAUUAUUCAAUCAUAUUAAUAUGACAUUAUUAUUAUGGAUGUUACCAGAAAAGAUAAUUUUAAAUAGUGAAUGGAAUUGUUUGUAUUCAGGAAGCAAACAUGGAUUUAGUAUGAGUCGUUUCUCAACUUAUAUAUCAAAUCAAUGGCAUUCAGCAAAUUCAUCAAAAAAUUGUUUUGGUUCAGAGGAAUGUUUCUUAUUUGAAUUAUAUCCAACAUAUGAAAUAUCUCCGGCUUCCAAGAAAAAUUCCAAUUAUGUUUAUUAUAAUUCAUCAGUGGGAAUUGGAUUUGGUGGAUUAGCAACUUCGGGAUUAACUUCCAGUAAAAUUGUUGGUAUGGAAGAAAAUUCUUUUGUUUUGCAACUUGAUAAUACUUUACAAUUCGGAAAAUAUCGAAUGGAUCCAUAUCGAAAUUUAGCUCCUACUUAUUAUUUAUCAAUGGUUAAAAUUGAAGUUGUAGGAACAGGUGGACAAAUUUCAAAAGAGAAAUUAGAAAGGGAACAACGAUGGGAAGAAAGUGAAGCGGCCAAAAGGAGUAAGAGUCUUAAUCUUAGAAGAAGUUCAUCCAGUAAAGUUGAUAAAGAAAUUCUCAAGCGUGCUGGUAUCAUCGAUAUAGAAAGUCGGUCAAGAUUUGAACGGACAAAAUCUUCCAUCAUUUAA
Diversispora eburnea is the source of this 1647-nucleotide messenger RNA. NCBI's taxonomy places the organism in Eukaryota, Fungi, Glomeromycota, Glomeromycetes, Diversisporales, Diversisporaceae. The record is from the annotation of a GenBank genome assembly.